CCAACCAGUGUCUCCGAAGUCGCGUACUCCGGUGGAUCGCGCGGCUACGAGCGUCUCGGCAGCGCGUGGUGAAGGAGAACUCGGCGAAGGAGAACUCGGUGUAUCCCGUCCGCGAGAUACACAGAUACAACAAAAAACAACGAGUCCGAGUUUGCUGCGAAAGUAGACUACAGCUGUGCGUCGCAAGAAAUGUUUUUUUUUUUUUUUCGAUAAAAUCACUUCUAUUAUAUUCUGAAAACAUACGUGCUCGCGUGUAAUCGCGAGGCCAUAUUUUCGCGUGUAAUCGCGACAACGACAGUCAACGACGUCGACGGUGGGGGUGGAUAAGCGGCCUCAGGAGGAGAGCGACACGUUGUGCGAUACGAUCGAUCCGUCAAAAGCCGUGUAGCAGCAGCAGCAGCAGCAGCAGCAGCAGCAGGAACAGCAGCGGCACGCAGCAGCAAUACGAGCGACAGCGAAACGCGCGAGACCGACCGACCGCCCGCCCGCCCGCUGGCGAUAGAAGAAGAGAUGUGUACCUCGUGACGUCACGGAAUUCCUUCUCUCGGUGGUGUUGCUGCCGGAGCAGGCGGUCUGUCGCGAGCACUUGUCAUCGGAUUGACUUCUUAUUCUCGCGUAGCUCGGUAAUCUACGGGAUACAUAUUGUGUUCUCCCGUCUCUCUGCGUGAAGAGAGAAAAAGGAGAGAGACAAAACGAAGUGAGUGAACGAGUAUAAGAGAGAUAAUCAUCGCACGUACGUCGGUGUGUACAUACCCAUACGUUGGAAAACGGAGCUAGAAGAACGGAGCGAGGAAAAAAGAUAGACAGACAGAUAGAGGAAAGUAGUCGCGACUCUACACGAGAGAGGAGAGGAGAGGAGAGGCGAGGAAGUAUAUCGUGGGCGUUGAGUGAUUGUUGUCGGUGCUAGUUUCCAUCGAGAGUCAUGAGGGACACGAGCGAUAUGAUGGAGGACGCUCUGUCGGAGGACACGAUGAUGGAUUGCGGGGGUGAUGGCGGAGGGCUGGAAGAUUUCGUCAACUUGGCCACCGACAUCACAAACAGUUCUCCCGCCUUUCGAGACGCAGCCGCGCGAUUACUGACGUUGUUAGACGUGGAUGAGGAUGACAAUGAGGAUCUCCUGUCGUCAUCGGAGGACGAAGGCGUCGAAGUGGACAUUGAGGUGCCCGAGGAGGACGACGAGGAGACGGAAAACGCCAAGUUGCUCCAUCAACUUGCCGCCUGUCUGGCUCAGGAACUCAAACAUUCGCAGAAACAGUCCUCGUCCUUCGGUAACAGGACAGCGCAUCAGAAUCAAAGCCCAACCCACAGCGUGGAGAUGGUGCAGGACACAAGCUACCUCGGUCGUGAUUGCCUUCAAGAUCAAGCGGACCAUUCGAAGUCGUCCAUUCGUCAAAGUAAUUUCGAACAAGACGACCUUGACUUUCUCGACGACCUCGACGAGCGAAACGCAAACUUCACCAAGUUUACAAGUUUCGAAAACGCCUGCCAGGAUCAUCAGGAGAUGCACAAUCGAUUCUUCGACCCGUCGAGUUUGGAUCGUCGUUUGUGGACAGACGAUCCGGGAGCGGCGCAGGCCGAAGUUAGAUCCUUCGACAGUCAGCAGGAGCAGAAUUCCGGCUGUUGGGCGGCCGGAUGGGACGCUUGCGCUAGCGAAGCCCUUCGAUAUCUCGUCGAGGAUGAAGGCUUGCCGCUUCAUCAUCCCACGGUCAUCGCCAUGAAGAAUCACCUGGACCAUCAACGGGAACGUGCGUUCGCUCAGUACAACGGAUACACGGAGACCAAAUCGCAGGACAUGAACGUGGUUCUGGAUUGAUGGGGUUUCGGGAAUUAAGAUGAUACCGGAUACGGAGACGGCCUGCCAGACUUCCGAAGCUGCGGUCGAGAGCGGUUGCGACGUGUGCAAGAAGAUCAAGGACCGACCGGAAAAGGAAGCGGCGUCGGUGACCGCGUGGAAGCGAUAUCAGCGACUGGUGGCCGCGAUAGAGUCCCGAGGCGGCGAGUUCAACCGGAAGUCCAUGAUCGAGGCGAUAUUUCGCGGUAGCGAUCUCGUUUACGCCAGUCAUUGAUCAAUCUAUUAUCGAUCAAUAUAUCAAGUCAGGAAUCUCUUCACGCGAUUUUGUACCAAAGUGCCAGUAUUUUGAAUUCGCGUAAAUGGCGUAGAAUUUGCAAUUUUCGCGAAAAAACUAGCUCCUCAAAAGUUUCUUCGUAAGCGAAUAAGUAAAAACAUUCAUUGACACUUUUGCAGAAUAGAGAACACACCGAUAGAAAUAAGAGAUUAUUGUUCCAUUGUUGCGAGUCUGUAAAAGAACGAUUUAUAUAGUUGCCAUAAAUUAGAAGAUAAUUUUUUUUUUAUAAUAGGGAGAGUUGAAAGUUAAUUCUCUCAUUGAUUAACAACUUAGAAAAGAUGAACUGUUACUUUUUUUAUAAUAGACAAUAGUCUUUGCGCAAAAAUUGUUUUGAUUUGCGUUUUUUUUUUUUUUUAUCUGCAAUAGGUACGUGUGUAUAAUUACUUUUUGCGUCAGUAGAUGAUGUUUCGACUUAAAAUGAGGUCGCUGAGCAACUACGCGUCUCGAAAAUAGGAUCUUAUAGGAGCGCGGUUUGACGACGCGAGUAACGUGGCUGUGUAUUAUAGUUCGACGUCGAUCGCACUAUUUUUAGAUUCGUGUGAGGAAAAAGUUUGCUCCUUCCGGGAGAGACUCUCGUGAGUUUACACGUAAGGCGAGAGUAUCGUAGGUGCGUGUGCUACAGAUAAGAGAAUCCUCGAUGAGGAGGACUUCUCAAAUAAACGCGUCUUGAAGCGAAGCUUUGUGAAGCGGAUACACGCGCGUUUUCAUUAACGGCGAAGUCAAAAUUGUGUUAACAAGUCGAGCGGGGUAUUUUAAUACACGCGAUGUAUAUAUAUAUAUGUAUAUAUUUUUUUUUUCCAAGCGAAAACGGAAUUAAAUUAUGUAACAACAAGAGCGAAAACACGGCGCAGACACUAUAAGUAAAAAGAAAAUAAGAACAAAUUAUAAAUAAUAAUUAGUGAUAAAUAGAGAUUACUCUAAGUCUCAAUAAGUCUUUUAUAGUAUAUGGAUAUAAGGACAGCCGGAGAUAUUCCAGGUUCGACUCCUGGCUGAGGAGUUUUUUUCGCAAUAUUUUAAAAUUAGUUAGGAGAGUAU
Molecule: messenger RNA, 3161 nt
Organism: Pseudomyrmex gracilis
Lineage: Eukaryota; Metazoa; Arthropoda; Insecta; Hymenoptera; Formicidae
Exons: 4
Coding region: 923-1813 (296 amino acids)
Source: RefSeq, a predicted model, not a curated record